Symbiodinium sp. CCMP2592 is the source of this 669-nucleotide messenger RNA. NCBI's taxonomy places the organism in Eukaryota, Dinophyceae, Suessiales, Symbiodiniaceae. The record is from the annotation of a GenBank genome assembly.
AUGUCGUUGUCCAGAGAGACGAAGCGCACCGAUGUCGUGGUGCGCCACCUGUUAGCAUCUCCUUGUACAUCUGUGCCACGGCGGUUUGAGGGCCAGGUCUGCGUUGUGACCGGCGCUGCCCAGGGCAUCGGCUCCGCUGUGGCUGCUCGGCUGGCUGCAGAAGGUGCGCGGGCUGUGUGCCAGCCUUACCAGCCUCACCAGGCCUUACCACUUUCGAUAUGGACAAUCGGCAAGAUGCUUGUUGCGUUGCCAAGGUGGAUAUUGGACAAAGCCGAUGGUAGCAAUGCUGCCAAGCAAUUGGAGAAGGCAGGGUUCGCUUUCCUGUUCUUUGCCGAGUCGCAAAUGCCUGGCCGAGGGUACUUUGUCGCAACUGCGGUGGGCAGACUUGCCGGACGAAGCGCUGCGGACGAGGCGGCCACCUCGCGGACGGAGCAACGGAUGUCGGCGUCAGCGCAAAGUCCGAGCCGAGAACCGGAAGUCAGGCUCCCUCGAACUGGCGUGCUCACGGCUCAUCGCGGUGCUGAGCCUCGCGACCUACAGAAGCCGCCCGAGUCUCAAGAGAAGCCGGAGAUACCGAUGGCGGCGCUUGGCACUGAUGCCGUGCUCCCGUCGACGUGCCUCGCCACAGCCCGCCGAGCGCGCGAAGCCAAGAAUCGUUGCCUACAAUGA